This is a messenger RNA of Pocillopora verrucosa, 5051 nucleotides long. RefSeq lists its product as uncharacterized. Gene Ontology annotation, molecular function: G protein-coupled receptor activity. The record is from RefSeq and is a predicted model, not a curated record. Lineage: Eukaryota; Metazoa; Cnidaria; Anthozoa; Scleractinia; Pocilloporidae. Gene Ontology annotation, biological process: adenylate cyclase-activating G protein-coupled receptor signaling pathway; cell surface receptor signaling pathway. Gene Ontology annotation, cellular component: plasma membrane.
UCACUGUGUUAUUGCCACAAGCGUCAACAAAACAUUAAAAGUUCCUAGCACCUCUGAAGCAGGCCAGUCACAAAUUCUGUUCGUUUUACCGCCAGGUUCAAUUGAUUUAAAAAAUGAAGGACGGAUUGCCAUAGUAACGGUUGUAUUCAAGUUCGCUUCACUGUGCAAUGAUACAGAUGGUUUGGCUUUAGGCUCAUCGACAGAAAAGAGAUCCUCUUUCUUGAAAUCUCCGGUAGUUUCUCUGUUGGCAAAGACCAAAAAAAGUAACGUACAUACUCUUCAAAACAACGCGACUUUACGAUUUAGGAUCAAGAGGGAUAAUCAAUCAUCCGUCGGGUGUCGGUUUCUGAGCAACAGAAACGGGUCCAAACCUUUCUGGUCCGAUAAAGGAAUGACGUUCAUGGAUAAAUAUGAAGAGAACUUCAUUUCGUGUUUGACAGAUCACCUCACUAGUUUUGCUGUUCUAAUCAGUUACAACGAAGAUCAGUCACAAUUUCAGCUUUCAAAAAAAGAAGAGAAGGCACUGGAUCUGAUCACGAAAAUUGGUUGUGGUUUUGCCAUUCUAUGUCUUAUUGGAGUUAUUGUUACUUUUUCCUGUGUCAGGACCUUAUCAGCAAUGCGAUACCGUAUUCAUCUUCAUCUCUGUGUCGCCCUUGUCGCUGCACAAGUAAUAUUUGUCACUGGCGUUGACGCCACAGGAAUCAAGGAGGUCUGCAUUGCUGUAGCUGUUAUGCUCCAUUACUUUUUUACCGCAUCAUUUGUCUGGAUGUGUAUAGAGGCCGUCCACAUGUUCAUCAAAAUUGUUUCAGUGUUCAACAUUCAAAGAAUUCGCAUGCGACAUUAUGUGGCAUUAGGAUGGGGAGUACCAGCUGUGAUAGUUGUAGUAUCAGCGACCGUACAUUAUGAAGGAUACGGCACAUCAAAAUUCUGUUGGUUAAGCCUUGAAGGAAACCUCAUUUGGGCAUUUCUUACCCCUGUUGUGGUGAUAGUAUUGAUAAAUGCUAUCGUUUUGGUUACUAUAACGGCUGUUCGAAUCUCCCUCAAAGACAAUCCACUGACACCUCAUGAAAAUAAAAAAUUCACUGCCGCCCUUAGAACGGUCGUAGUAUUGUUUCCUCUGCUUGGUUUAAGCUGGUUCUUUGGUCUGAUGGGUGUUUUGACCAAUAGCCGGCCGUUUCUUUACACUUUUGUAGUGCUCUCUUCUCUUCAGGGCUUCUUCAUUUUGCUAUUUCACUGCAUCGGAAACAGGGAGGUGCGCAGUUCGAUAAAAGCAAUCAAAGACCGUCAUUCGUUGGAGUCAAGUAUUCGACAUGAACAAACGAUUUUGUUCGGGAGUAUGACAAAUGCCUGCCCUUUUUCCAAUGGUGACCUAACCUACAAGUCAGUGUUGGAGUGUUUGUCGAUCGAUACAGGAAACGAAACAAGACCGCCGUCCAUCACAGUGACCUCAUGUGAUGACGGCAGUCGUAUACUCACACACCUUGGCUGCUUAUCAAGCCACAAUUUUCAUUUUAAUGAUUCACUUUGGAAUUACCAAGUUGCUCGCUUCAAGUUUGACGGCAAUAUUGUCAUAACAAAUCUUGUUCACUUAAGAGGGACGAACGCCCUAUCGUUGACCGGAGAAAAUAUUACUAUAGAUUUGAACGGAGUUUUGAAAGUUGACGUAAACACCGUGCCUUCGUCUCACAAAGAAACAAGAUUGGUUGGAGGUUUUGUCUCUGCGAUUGGUGUAAAUGGUAAUCCUUAUGGUGGACCGGGACGGGGAUUUUACUACAAGAAAGAAGCUGGAGGGGCUGGUCACGGUGGUCACGGGGAAGGAAAGAGAAAGUACUCGUACAGCAAACCAUAUGGUCUUAAAAAUGUCGACCACUAUUUGGGAGGAAGCACAGGAGCGUUUACGGGUUCAAAUACGCCAGGGUUUGGAGGACCAGCAAUUGAACUGAAUGCUACAGGAAAGAUAAAUAUCAGAGGAGCAAUAGAAGCGAGUGCCAUAUCCAAUCCAGUUUUAUCAGGCAUUUCCAGCAACGAGAAGAUAGGAGGAAAUUCUGGUGGCCUAGUCAGACUAAUAGCUGAAACGGUUCAUAUUUCGCAUGAAGCAAGGAUAUAUGUCAACGGCAGUAAGGGGAUUUGCAGUGGCAAAAAUUGUAAGGCUGGUGGUGGAAGUGGCGGGAUAGUGCAAAUCAUAUCCUCUUGUGGUUCUAUCGCUCCUAAUGCCAUUUUUUUAAGUGGAGGUAGCCAAGCAGAGGAUGGUUUCCUUUACAUCAAGGGUAUCAGCGAAGGUAAUUUUCAAACAUUUCCUGAUGAUCCGUAUUCCUGGGGACAAAAGAGUUCAUCAACAAGAACUCUAACUUCGGGUGCGCGAAUAACAAUUCCUGCCAGUACAUCUCCGAGACACUCGUCAUCUGAAAUAACAACAGUUAACAGUGCUAUUUCGACAGCGACAUUCCAUACAACAUCAAAGGUUUUUACGUCAAGUGAAUUAGAUACGACCACAAGCUAUGCACAGGACAUCUCAACGAGAACAUCACACCAAACUUCCCCAGUCCGUAUAGCAAGCAGUUCGUCGCUUCAGCCUCCACAUCCCACAGAGUCGACCAUUAGUGGUUUGAAAUACGUUCCUGUAUGUUUAACUGCUUCAGUGCCGCCUUUUAAAAAAGGAACCGUUGAGGAUUUGCAAAAUCUUCUUGAAAAAGUAAAGACAUACAAGGAGAAUAAAGUCAACACCUCCAAUCCAGUGGAAGCUAUAACUCAGUUUCUGGAAUCGUUCAGAACUUUUACGGUGGUUGGGAACUUAACAACGUACAUUAUAAACAUCAGCAUAUCCCUGAUUGUUGAAUUAAAUGAACUGAUGUUGUCGGACCGUCACCAUAAAUUACAGCUCAUUUCUGCUUUACUCAACACUGUUGAUGAACUCUUGGACGACAAAAACGCUGCAGUAUGGCGCAGUAGCGGAAUGCUCAUGGAUCUUGUGGAAGCUGUGGAGAAGACAGCUUUGUUAGCAAUAAAUUAUACGUCUGCCACUAACCAAAGCGUGAUGUUAAUCAAGAAAAACCUAGAAAUGCAUUCAAUAGUACAAUACGUCAAUCCAAACAGCAAUGUGACGAUACCCAAUCCUAACAAACAAUCUCGGUCAACAGCCUUAAUAACUCUUCAAGCAAGUGGAUUAUCCAUGAACAUUAGUAGAUACACAAAAGAGGGUCGCCUUGCUGUGAGCAUGGUUAUCUACAAAAAUCAAAUAUCCUAUUUCACAAGCAGGACACCGUCCGCUGCAAUAGACGGGGAGCAUUUGCGAGAAGCUGUUCUCAACUCAGAAAUAAUAUCCGUUAUGGCGUUUUAUGACAGACAACCUCUUCAUUUCCUUGCGAAGGAAGCCUUUUUGACCUUUGGAGACAAGAUACAAAUUGGAGGAAAUUCAAAGUGUGUUUACUGGAAGUCCUUUUCUGGGGGAGGAGAAUGGUCAUCCAAUGGCUUAUCAUUGAUCAAGAGUGACAGUGAGAGCAAUGAUUGUUCAACAAAUCAUUUAACAAGCUUUGCCGUCAUCAUGAGUUUCACGGAAGUCGAUGUGUCCCCAAAAGAUCAAUUUGCUCUGGGGAUUAUCACUUACAUUGGGUGUUCAAUAUCACUGGUGUCUCUUGCCUCUGCCAUAAUGAUAUUUCUAUAUCUAAGGUCGUUAACGGACAUCAGAUACCAAAUUCAUCUCCACCUAUGCAUUGCCUUGGCAAUGGCUCAAGUGGUUUUUCUUGUGGGAAUAACAGCAACAGAAAGAAAGUGGUUAUGUGCAUUAGUAGCUGUUCUUCUACAUUACCUGUACACCGCAAGCUUCGCUUGGAUGAGUGCAGAAGGACUGCAUCUUUAUUUCAAGAUCGUCGCUGUCUUUAAUCUCCAAAAUCUCAAAUUCAUAUACUAUGCUGUUUUUGGCUGGGGAUCUCCCAUCAUUGUUGUUGGAAUAUCUGCCAUUACCAGAACGGAAGGAUAUGGUACAAGAAAUACGUGCUGGCUGUCAUUGGACAAGGGACUCAUUUGGUCGUUUGUUGGACCAGUCGCAGCCAUAAUUUUGUUUAACCUGUCCAUGCUUGGAAUGACGAUAAAAGUUUUGGUUUCCUUGACUGAUGUGGCCGAGAGUAACGUACAGAAAAACUCUCUGAGAUCUUGUAUUAAGGCGGCUUUGAUCUUGAUGCCUUUGCUGGGUAUAUCGUGGAUUUUUGGCCUUUUGAGUGUCAACUCUGGAACCAUUGCAUUUCAGUAUUUGUUUGCUAUAAUGAAUUCUUCACAGGGUCUUUUCAUCUUUAUUUGUCACUGCAUCGGCAAUACGGAGGUUCGUGCGGCUUUGAUUAGAUCGAAGAAGAGACAUUCCGUGAAAGUUUCAACUCAAAAUCGGUGUUCCCGACAGAUAUCCUUGGACAAAAUGAAGACCAAAUCGAAAGUACUAAAACAAUCGGAAGACCAGAAAAAUCCAAAAACAGACAUAGUGAAGGUGGAAGGGAGCCAAUGAGUAGAUAUUUCAUUUUAACGAAGAAACACUGUGAAACUUACUUUUCAGUAUUGUUGAUUUAUUAGUAAUCUAAAUACAAUCUUUUCCUCUUAAGAAAUAAACCCGGAGCCUUGACAUUCGAGUGUAACCUCAGGGAAUCAUGUGCAAGGAUUGUUUUCAUCAGCAACGUUAUCUCCAAAAAUUUCAAAAUAAAAAUAAAAUUAAAAAACAUUAUGAAAAAAAAAAAAAAAAAACUGCUCAGUUUAGCUUAGAGAUAUGGUGAAACCAACUCUUUCAAAAUCGUAUAUAAAGGUUUCGUUUGUCCCGGCAAAAAUUUUGAGUAACAUUAUCGCUAAAAUGAACGCGCUCAAUACAGGCGAUGAAAACUUCCAUUUGUACUAUGUCUGUACAUCCAUAGGUUGAAAAACUGAAGGAUAAAUGGAUCUCUUGAUAGAGAAGCCAUGAAGGUAAAACAACUAUUCCACUCAAAUGUAAAUAAUGGCAAAGCAGUUAUUUGCAAGUUUAAUGUUAUGUUAUCCGUGACUCUCGCAGAAUGUCAAACGUAUCAGAAUUAAAGAGG